Molecule: messenger RNA, 1920 nt
Organism: Asparagus officinalis (garden asparagus)
Lineage: Eukaryota; Viridiplantae; Streptophyta; Magnoliopsida; Asparagales; Asparagaceae
Product: U4/U6.U5 tri-snRNP-associated protein 2-like
Biological process (GO): spliceosomal complex assembly; protein deubiquitination; mRNA processing
Molecular function (GO): zinc ion binding; cysteine-type deubiquitinase activity
Source: RefSeq, a predicted model, not a curated record
GCUUUUACCAGAAGGUUCCCAAUCGCCGAUCAAACAGCAGCCUUGUUCCAUUAUCCCCAUCUUCCCGCUUCGAUUUCUAGGGUUUUGAGAUCCAAUUAAUUCAAUGGAAGAAACCCUAGGAAAGAGAAAACAUCAAGAAGUGCUCGAAGGAGUAGAAGACGGCCAUCAAAGGAAAGCACCGAGAGUUGAAGAAGAAGGAGACGAAGAGAUCCCUAACAACGAUUCUCUCCUCUCGAUCGCUCGCUACAGCGACGACGAGGACGAAUACGAGAGGAGUAGAGCCCAAGAGAACGGGCACGAUGAGGAUGAUAAGGAUCACGACAAAAGUGCGCCCCGCCGCCGUCGAAGACGCACGAGGAUGGUGGAGCUUCGAAGGCAUUGCCCCUAUCUUGAUACGGUUAAUCGACAGGUGUUGGACUUUGAUUUUGAGAAGUUCUGUUCUAUCUCUUUGUCGAAUUUGAAUGUAUAUGCAUGCUUAGUUUGUGGGAAGUAUUUUCAAGGAAGGGGUCUCAGUUCUCAUGCAUAUACUCAUAGUCUUGAAGCAGGGCACCAUGUGUAUAUUAAUCUUCAAACUGAGAAAGUUUAUUGCCUCCCUGAUGGUUAUGAAAUCAAUGAUCCAUCGUUGGAUGAUAUUCGACAUGUUCUUAACCCAAGGUUUACCAGGGAACAAGUCCUGCAUCUUGAUGAAAAUAGGCAAUGGUCAAGGGCCCUUGAUGGUUCCAAUUAUCUCCCUGGAAUGGUGGGGCUUAACAACAUCAAAGAGACUGAUUUUGUUAAUGUCACUAUUCAGUCAUUAAUGCGAGUUACACCCUUAAGGAACUUCUUUCUCAUCCCUGAAAAUUAUCAAAACAGCAAGUCUCCACUUGUUCAGCGGUUUGGAGAGCUCACACGGAAAAUUUGGCAUGCACGAAAUUUUAAGGGACAGGUUAGCCCUCAUGAGUUUCUUCAGGCUGUUAUGAAAGAAAGUAAUAAGAAAUUCCAAAUAGGUGUACAAUCAGAUCCAGUAGAAUUCAUGUCUUGGUUACUGAACACAUUACAUGCGAAACUCAAACAUUCAAAGAAGAAAAAUAAAAGCAUCAUUCACGACUGCUUUCAGGGGGAGUUGGAAGUUGUGAAGGAGAUCCAGAGGAGGUCUUUACUUGAGAGAACUGGAACUGAAGAUGAACAGGCCAACACAGUUGUCGCGGGGGAGGGGCUAAACAAUGUUGAGACAUCUAGAGUGCCAUUCCUAAUGCUUGGUCUUGACCUGCCUCCUCCCCCUCUCUUUAAGGAUGCAAUGGAGAAAAAUAUCAUACCUCAAGUUCCUCUUUUUAACAUCAUGAAGAAAUUUGACGGCGAGACUGUCACAGAAGUUGUUCGGCCUUGCAUCGCAAGGAUGAGAUAUCGUGUCACUAGACUACCCAAGUAUUUAAUAGUUCACAUGCGUCGGUUUACAAAGAACAAUUUCUUCAUAGAAAAGAAUCCUACUCUUGUUAAUUUUCCUGUGAAGAAUCUUGAAUUGAAGGACUUUAUACCCUUGCCUGCACCCAAGGAGAACGAGAGGCUUCGCUCAAAGUACGAUCUUAUUGCAAAUAUUGUUCAUGAUGGCAAGCCGGGUGAAGGAUAUUACAGGGUUUUUGUCCAACGGAAGUCGGAAGAGUUAUGGUAUGAGAUGCAAGAUCUCCAUGUAACAGAAACUCUUCCCCAGAUGGUUGCCCUCUCUGAAGCUUACAUGCAGAUUUAUGAGCAGCAACAAUUAUGAGAAAAUGUUAAAAAGCUUUGAUAAUUGGUCUUUUAUCUCAUGAAAUCACCGGCUCUGAAGGAUUAUUAGUAUUGUAAUAGCAAGUUCUGAUGGAUAAUUGACCUUUUUUUGGUUAAUUCUUACUAAUCUCACGUUACAGAAAUAUCUUUUCCAAUAUGCAGUAUCGAUUUUGGCCAUAA